Messenger RNA from Pistacia vera, 722 nucleotides. RefSeq names its product ethylene-responsive transcription factor SHINE 2-like. The transcript has 2 exons. Gene Ontology annotation, molecular function: DNA binding; DNA-binding transcription factor activity. NCBI's taxonomy places the organism in Eukaryota, Viridiplantae, Streptophyta, Magnoliopsida, Sapindales, Anacardiaceae. The record is from RefSeq and is a predicted model, not a curated record. The coding region runs from base 111 to 722 and encodes 203 amino acids. Gene Ontology annotation, biological process: regulation of DNA-templated transcription.
AGGCGUUUCACCGACAAUUCAUCAUCUUAUAAUUGUACUCUCUUCUCAACUCGAUUUCUGCAGAUCUCUCUUAUUUAUGAUCUCCCUUCCCCCAAGAUUCAAAUAAAAACAUGGUACAAUCAAAGAAGUUCAGAGGCGUCAGGCAACGCCAGUGGGGCUCUUGGGUUUCUGAAAUUCGCCAUCCUUUACUGAAGAGAAGGGUAUGGCUAGGCACAUUUGAGACUGCUGAGGCUGCAGCAAGAGCAUAUGAUCAAGCUGCCAUUCUCAUGAAUGGUCAAAAUGCCAAGACCAAUUUUCCUGUACCCAAGACUACUACUACUACUCAACAAGGCAAAGACUGUAAUUCUGAUCAUCAUAACUACUCUCCAUUUCCUUCCAAGGAUCUUUCAGAACUUCUCAACACAAAACUUAAAAAGUGUUGCAAAGACUUGUCACCUUCACUCACCUGCCUCAGGCUUGACAAUGACAAUUCUCAUAUUGGGGUGUGGCAAAAGCGUGCUGGAUCACAUUCAAGCUCUAGUUGGGUGAUGAGGGUUGAGGUCGGCCUACAGAAGAAGAAGACACAUCAGGUUUUGGAAGGUACAACAUCAAUGGCAUCACCAACUACUGUUCAAGUUGAAGCCACAAAUGGAAUUGGAACGGAUCAUGAUGAAGAUAGAGUUGCAAUGCAAAUGAUCGAAGAACUACUAAAUUGGAACUGUCCUUCUAGUUUGUUUAUUUAG